GUUGACACGCGGUUACGUAGUAAUCCUGCGACAGAAAAAGAAAGAGUGAAGGACACGAUAUGCACGAUACUGCCGACAAACACGUGAAAAAAAUGUAUUCCGAUUCUUUGAUUUGUGUUUUAUGUAAGCACAUCGUUUAAAUACAAAGAACUACAUGCGUGUGGAUCUAAUGUAGAGCGAAUAGUUUUGUCGUCGCUGACGUUUAGUAUUUACGCAGUUCAGACGCAUAGUUUAUAACAGGAGGAGCUGACAGCUUCAGUAUCACACAGGUCCACAUACAGCUGUGCAACCAGUGACCUUGAUUUCAGCCAGGAUUUAUUUCAUCUGUUUCCAAGCAUUCAGAGUGUGCUGAAGACAUGAAUGCACUGCGGUCCUAACAGCAGCCAUCAUGACGACAGAGGCUGUGUCCUCAGGGACUCGGGCUCCGAUCCCAGCUCCGGUCCAGAAAGACUACUACUACUGGUUACGCUCUUUCGCAGCUGGAGGUGUUGCAGGAUGCUGUGCCAAGUCCACCAUAGCGCCUCUCGAUAGAGUGAAAAUUUUACUACAAGCUCAAAAUCCUCAUUACAAACACCUUGGAGUGUUUGCCACACUGAAGGCAGUGCCAAAAAAAGAGGGUUUCCUUGGACUAUACAAAGGAAAUGGAGCCAUGAUGAUCAGGAUUUUCCCAUAUGGAGCCAUUCAGUUUAUGGCUUUUGAUCACUACAGAAAGUUCUUUAACACACAACUUGGAAUAUCUGGGCAUAUUCAUCGGCUCAUGGCAGGAUCUAUGGCAGGGAUGACUGCAGUUAUUUUCACCUAUCCACUCGAUGUUAUCCGAGCUCGCUUGGCGUUUCAAGUGACAGGAGAGCAUCGCUACACUGGCAUACGAAAUGCCUUUCAGACUAUUUACCUUAAGGAAGGAGGAAUCUCUGGAUUCUACCGUGGUCUGACCCCCACAAUCAUUGGCAUGGCUCCAUAUGCAGGCUUUUCUUUUUUCACGUUUGGUACAUUGAAGACUCUGGGACUUUCUCACUUUCCAGAGCUCUUAGGCAAGCCGUCGCUGGACAACCCUGAUGUUCUAGUGCUGAAGACUCACGUCAAUCUGAUGUGUGGUGGAGUUGCUGGAGCAAUUGCUCAGACUAUUUCAUAUCCACUAGAUGUUGCCCGGAGGAGAAUGCAGUUAGGUGCAUCACUGCCUGAUUUUGACAAAUGUUGCAGCAGCCUGACAAAAACUCUCAAGCAUGUGUACACCCAGUAUGGUGUUAAGAAAGGACUGUAUCGUGGCCUGUCCCUCAACUACAUCCGCUGUAUACCGUCACAAGCCGUUGCCUUCACCACUUAUGAGUUCAUGAAGCAAGUUCUUCACCUAAACUAGAACAAGCAGUCACUAAGCCUUACAGGAACGAGUUGUAACGACCCCGGCAACAUCACAGCAGCCCCGUCUGCCAUUCCAGUGACCAGUCAUCUGAACUCCAGUUCUUACAAAACACCCUCACAAAUGGCAGACCUGUGGCUUUGCACAGCCCAGCAACAGUCACUAUGGAUACAGAGACAAAAGCUUGCUUUUCCGUUUUGUGUGGAUCAGAAACAACCGACACUGGAAAUGCCAUGGAAACCUGCGUCUGAAACUUGCCUGUAAGAAGCCAUCCCAUCUCAGAUUGAAAAAUAUGCCUUAAUCUUUCACUCAUAUUAGCGAAACACUACAUCACAGGAGAUUUUACUUAUGAUGACAGUUUCAGUACAUCACAGUGCUUUUAACUAUGAAUGAUGAUGUUACUUUUUAUGUCAAAUAUGGAAGUUUACAUUUUCUUUGCUAAAUUUCAUUCAUAUGUAGCGUUAUAUUUCAGCAAAUCUGAGUCACCUCAAGUCUAAUUGACUGAUAUUUGUCUCUUUUAGUGAUAAAGAUGACUCUCCUCUAAAAUAAAAUAUAAUA
Cyprinus carpio (common carp) is the source of this 1915-nucleotide messenger RNA. Its product is annotated as mitochondrial coenzyme A transporter SLC25A16-like. The record is from RefSeq and is a predicted model, not a curated record. Gene Ontology annotation, biological process: transmembrane transport. Lineage: Eukaryota; Metazoa; Chordata; Actinopteri; Cypriniformes; Cyprinidae. Gene Ontology annotation, cellular component: mitochondrial inner membrane.